Oreochromis aureus is the source of this 404-nucleotide messenger RNA. RefSeq names its product NADH:ubiquinone oxidoreductase subunit A3 (gene ndufa3). Gene Ontology annotation, cellular component: mitochondrial inner membrane. The transcript has 4 exons. NCBI's taxonomy places the organism in Eukaryota, Metazoa, Chordata, Actinopteri, Cichliformes, Cichlidae. Bases 34 to 321 code for a protein of 95 amino acids. The record is from RefSeq and is a predicted model, not a curated record.
UAUACGUCAUUUUUAGCAGUCACUACAUUUCCCAUGAGAACUCGCUCGGUGGAAACUACACCAGACAAUAUGGCGGGAAUCGGAGCUUUCCUGAGGAAUGCGUGGAACAAGGAGCCGGUUAUUUUGGCUUCUUGUGGAAUUGGACUGGUUGGUGCCAUUCUUCCAUUCAUCAGCCCACUUACAAAAUAUACAGCAAUGUUGAACGCAGCUGUGCCAUACAACUACCCAGUUCCUGUGCGAGAUGAUGGAAACAUGCCUGACAUUCCCGCUCAUCCAUGUGAACCAAAAGGAAGAAACUUGGAUUGGCUCAAAAAUCUAUAACUUCAGAUUUUCUCAUGUUAAUAUCUGUCUGAAUAGUUGCCUCCGAUGUCUGUGUCCAACAAUAAAGAUUAUAUUUAAUUCUA